AAAGUAACUUAACACACAAACGUAGUGACCGGUUGCAAUAUUUAAAAAACAUUUUUUUUUUUAAAUAAAUAAUCGAAAUGACAGGAAAAACUGUUAACCCGCCAUCAUACGAUGGCCCACCGCAGCCUUACCAGCAACAUCAACAAGGGCCAGUGAUUGUGGUCCAGGGUGCUGCACAGACAAACGUAGUUGGUCAAGCCGUGGGUCCGAAACCUGCAACUUUGACUUGUCCGUCUUGCGGAGAAAGCAUUGUAACCAGAGUUAAACAUAUGCCCACAACAAAAACUCACUUGGUAGCAUUCGGAAUGUGUGUCUUCUGUUGCUGGUGCUGCCUUUGCAUCCCAUAUUGCACGGAUUCCUGCCAGAAUGCAGACCACUACUGCCCUAAUUGUGACGCGUUCAUCGGAGUAUAUACCUCUUAGCUUGUUUUCAUUUUGACAAGCAUUUUAUGCCCUACCUGCAUUGACUUACAAUUAUACCUACCUGUCUAUUACUUUCAGAAAUCAAAUUUGUCAGUGUUAAAGAUAUGUUAUUUAUUUAUUUAUUCUUAGGAAGGUUUACAGCAUUCUUUAAUAUUAAUUUAUAAACUAAAUGUAAACUUAUAAGCCUAUUAAAAACCUCCACAUAUGACAAUCUAUAUACAAAACAUAUGUUAACACUAAUUGCUAAUCCUACAUACGCAUAUGCAUAUACACUUUAGUUAAUUUAGUUUAAGUCCAAUAAUAAUAUUAACGACAUAAAUAUAUACAUAUCCAACUAUACUAUUUAAUACAUACAUAUAUUCCACAUAAUAAGAUUUAUAUUAUUAUACCUACUUAUAAUUUGAGCAUACCCACCCACCAUAUCUAAAAUAUUUACUAGUUAUUGCCUUUUAAAAUAAUUCAAACCCACAGUUCUCUUUACAGACGCAGUGCUAGACGCAAAUAAAUCAAAGUCAUUAUCGGUGCUAUACUUGUUAAAGGUUUUACAGCUACGUAUCAUGAAUGUAUUUUGCCUGUAAUUUGUGCGGACAUUCGGUAAGUGAAGCAGAGGGCGCUGCCGCAAAGCCAGUGCGUUAGCACAAAGACCAAUCAUGGACAGCAAUUCCGGACAGUCAAUUUAGUCACUACUCACAUUGCGUUGACGCAUAUAAAUUAUACAUGCCACAUGGUGCGUAUUCGGGCCAGGAGACGAAGCAGGGAGGUGUGCUGCGGUGCGUACGUAAGCGAGAUGUUACUUUCCGAUACCGCAUUGCUCGUGUGGUACCCGGUGCGCGGAAAUCAUGGCGCCACGACGCGCAACGGACCGGCAUCGGCAGCGCCCUUGUGGCAUCACUCUUACUUGUGAAUUCAAAACUCAGGAUGUAGGUAUUGAUUUCAAUGUAAAUUUUUGCGUUGCAUUAUACGAGUAAUAAAUAACAUUUGAUGUAUCUGGGUGUUAAGUAGGUAUGUAAUUUUAUCGCGUUCAUUUUCGCUUGUAAUAUCGUCAUUGAAAAUGUUAAGACUAAGUCCAAUGCGAAAUUUGUCUUCUCUGUAUCAUUAGAGACUAGGACUGGCAUUCUUUCGUGGUUGCUAAAGAAAAUAUGCCUGGAUCGUAACAAGUGGAGAUAGCUUUCUUGCUCCGAAGCACGCGUGUUGGUCUCCGUAGUUACCGGUUUACAAUCUGCUGUACUCCAACCUGAACUAAAAGUUUUGGUGCUUUUUCUUUGACGUACAGUCCACAAAUGGAACUCCCUUCCACUGCACGUAUAUAUUCCUUCUUACGAUAUGGGAUCUUUCAAACAAGUCGUGAAGAGGCAUCUUGUGGGCAUGCAGGGUGAAGGUGGCUAGGAUAGUGAAUGUAUAACACUACACUAGGUUCCUUAACGUUUUGAUUCCACUUUCUAUUUAACAUCUGGUGCAGUGGAAUCACCUGCCUGUGACGUAUAAAAAAAAGCUGGUCAAUUACCACUCCAAUGAGAGGCGAAUGUAUUCAUAAUGAUCUCAAUAGCGAUACCAAUAGUGCCUUUGCCAACUGCCUUGUCAUUUCAGUCUUAAAUGAGUUAGAGCGGUUACACAC
Messenger RNA from Hyposmocoma kahamanoa, 2037 nucleotides. RefSeq names its product lipopolysaccharide-induced tumor necrosis factor-alpha factor homolog. The transcript has 3 exons. The coding region runs from base 78 to 422 and encodes 114 amino acids. Gene Ontology annotation, molecular function: zinc ion binding. The record is from RefSeq and is a predicted model, not a curated record. Lineage: Eukaryota; Metazoa; Arthropoda; Insecta; Lepidoptera; Cosmopterigidae.